AUGCCUUGCACAACCAUAAUCAUAACCACAACCCAAACCCUCACCUCUCCCUCCACCGCCGCAAACCACAAAUCCCUCGAAAAACGUAUCACAGCCCUCAGCAUAAAAAUCGCCACAGACCGCGCCAACCGCCGCGAAAUGCUCCCCCUCGAUCACACCACCUGGAAGCGAGAAGACCCAUGGUCCGCCGAUCUCGAGCGCUUCCAAAUCGAACUAGAGGAACUGUGGAUUGAGGUCCGGGGCCAAACUUUGGAGUUCAAGACGGUAUGGGUGGACGCAGUGGAAAAGAUGUAUGCCGAUGAAAUUGGAAUCUGGAGGGCUUCUGGGAUGGUCUGA
Bipolaris oryzae ATCC 44560 is the source of this 336-nucleotide messenger RNA. RefSeq lists its product as uncharacterized. Bases 1 to 336 code for a protein of 111 amino acids. NCBI's taxonomy places the organism in Eukaryota, Fungi, Ascomycota, Dothideomycetes, Pleosporales, Pleosporaceae. The transcript has a single exon. The record is from RefSeq and is a predicted model, not a curated record.